CUUUCAACUUCAUUUAAUCGUUCAAUAUGCCUUCUACACUCUCAGAAUGCUGGAGAAUGUCGAAUUUCGUUUCCUCCCGGUUUUUUUGCGACCCUUCUCGGUCGCUUAUGGUGGAAUCCUCAACGCCCGGCCACUGCAACCGCCCAGUGCUCGCUGAGCCCUUACCUGCUUUCGCUCUGGCCCCCCAGGAUUGCUAAACACGCAAAGGCCUUGUGACAGGAUGGACCAGAACCGCUCCCGUUUGACUAUCAUCAUGGAAUGCUAUCGGAAGACGAGCGGAAGCAUCUCCCUCCAGGACUUUACGGUCGGCCUAGUCGCAAAAGGGCAGGACUGAGGCGAGACGACGUCAAACGCGGACAGCGUCGGCUCCCUCACCGUCCGUUGUAGCACUACGCCGCAGAGUUGGCAGCCGUAGGCCCGUCCCGAUAAUGGAGAAAGCUUUGCGCAGCCGACGACGGACUCUCUUACGGAAGUGAUAAUCACGAGCAUUCCUGCUUUGACACAUGCAUUCUUGCCAUAGGUCACUCAUGUGGAUGGCGCUGGUUCGUUGGGAACCGUACAGCGGUGUGAGGAGUCAUAAGGACAACAGACACAUGGUCAGGCAGACCCACGACGAAUGGUAAAUCACCAAAGCCGCUGGCAACCGAAUUAUAGGCACUGCGCGGAGGAAGAUCUUAGCUACAGCGCACACGCUAAAUUGCGGAGCUUCGGUGUCACGCCAGGUCCGAUUCAGCCCAACGACAUCAACGGUCGCCAAGCAACUGUCCAAACCCAAACGCCUCUUCGCAACUAUACAUAGACCAAAAAAGACGUACAGAGAGGGUGAUGCGAAGAGUUCCUCGUAGUGGAUGAAUCGUCUCAAUACAGGUUAAACCCAGAGCGGGAUUAGUCUCGGCUUGCGGCUGAACAACUGGGCUGCAUCAAAGUCUCCAUAGCCGAGAAAGUUAACUUGCCGCUACGAACGGCCCAAUCACCGUACAGCUACGCAUGCAUGAUUUGACGGCGCAGUGCAUUAUCGCUCUGCUUCCUCGCCCACACCGACGGCAAUGCCCUUUGAAGUAGGCGCAAGUCUGGUUGAAGAGAGGAGCAGGUUCCGUGGCGCCAUGCAUUCGCUACACUCAUAGCCAACGAGCUGGAUCAGAACUUGGUCGUCCGUAUCUCUACGCCGUUCGCCAUAUAUAUGCAUCCCACCUGUGUGACGUGCCUGUUCCUGUUCAUACUGUUGUGACACGCCGCAAACUCCUUACCUUUUCGACUCUUGUAAAGUUCACCUGACUACUGAACCAUCUUCCAGUCUGAUAAACAGACCAGAUCGGCUUCACACUAUCCUUUCUCCAUUCUAUACUCUCGCACUGUUUGCAAUUCUGUUCUUGGAUGUUCUGCACCGCUCUUUAGUCCCUAGAUUAUGGUUAUGCUUGCGUCCACCUCUCCGCUCGUCCUCGAGCGACAUCCUCAUAUUGCUGGACCAAAAGGUUCAUCGACUCACUCCGUGAAUACUCUGUACGAUGAGAAGGCUCAAUCAAACAUCCAUCUGAACUCUACAACUUCUAGCAGCACACUGUUCCAACCCGUUAAGAUCCAAGCUGCAAAGCAAGAGGCUCCUCUUGCCAGAAGGGAUGUUAUUACACGUAUCAAGAAGGCCCUUAAGGGCUCCAAUGCCAAAGCCAAAGGAUCACUCGAUCCGGGUGUGCCCUACAAAUUCUCGACUGCCUCCGCAUCAUCGUCCGUUAUCUCCACAGAUAAUCUAAAGAACAAACUUGAAGGCUACAACAUGAAAGUGGAAAAGCUCCGUUCCGUCGAAUAUCCAGACCUUAAGGGGCGUGCGUAUCUAGAUAAUGCUGGUACUCAGCUCCCUGCCAAAUCACUCGUUGAUAAGUUCGCAAAAGAUCUUGGGGCCCACAUAUAUGGCAAUCCACAUACACACUCCCUGCCAGCACGCAACUCAUCCUCCCGUGUCGCCACCGUUCGUAAACGGGCGCUCGAGUUCUUUCGUGCCAAUGCAGAUGACUACGACCUUGUCUUUGUAGCUAAUGCCUCAGCAGCCAUCAAACUUGUUGGCGAGUCCAUCAAAGAUUACGUUGACUCGAUGAAUGAUGAGCGUAAAGGGAUGAAUGCAUCGAAGUUCUGGUAUGGCUAUCACAAGGACGCACACAACAGUCUCAUCGGCACAAGAGAAUUAACGAAGGCAAAUUCACACUGUUUCAAAGACGAUGAUGAGGUUGAGCAGUGGAUUCAAGGCUUGUCACAGGAAGCAACUACCUCAUCCGAUGGUUCUGACUCUGCCAUUGUCAGUCUCUUUGCGUACCCAGGGCAGUCGAAUAUGACAGGCCGUCGGCUACCGCUUCGCUGGCUGAAGGACAUCAAGACAAGAUCUUCGAACGUAUUCACCCUUCUUGACGCCGCUGCACUGGCUACAACCAAGCAGAUUAACGUCGACGAAUGGCAACCAGAUUUCAUGGCAAUUUCGUUCUACAAAAUUUUUGGCUUUCCGGAUCUUGGUGGCCUUCUCAUCCGUAAAUCGGCGGCGCAUCUCUUUAGUAAGAAGAAGUAUUUUGCUGGCGGUACUGUCGAUGGCGUUACGGUUCUGGAGAAGCCGUUCAUGGUUCGCAGGACGCCGCUCAAUGAGCAACUAGAGGAGGGCACGCUACCCUUUCACAACAUCAUCGCGCUUGAUCACGCGCUAGAUGUGCAUCGAAAGCUCUUUACGAAUAUGGACACAAUCUCGUCACACGUGGCGGCAUUGACAGGCUACUGUUACGCCCAGCUUCGCACACUCAAACACAAAACCGAACAACCGCUCUGCGAGAUAUACUCAACUUCGUCAAUAGGAGAUCCCAGCACCCACGGUGGUACUAUCUCCUUCAACGUGUAUCGAAGCGACGGGUCCAAAGUCGGCUACCGCUCUGUUGAACAAGCUGCUGAUAAAGCUAACCUAUACGUCCGCUCGGGCGCUAUGUGCAACCCCGGCGGCAUGGCCACUCAUUUGGGAUGGAGCCCCGAGGAACUUGAGAAUGUCUUCAAAGCAGGUAUGCGAUGCAGCAAACCCAUCGAGGUUUGGCAAGGGAAAUGGACCGGUGUCGUGAGAGUCAGCUUCGGUGCCAACAGUACAAGGAGCGAUGUGGAUAUGCUCAUUGACUUCUUGAAGAGGGUGUAUGUUAACGGAGCCGACGGACAUCCUCCGGUUGCUGCCGCUUCGUAGUUGCUCGUCUAUUCUGUUGGUAAGGAUAUGGAAUAUGGAUGUCGCCCUUCCUUGGCUUUUACGGCGGUAUUUUUUUUGGCUUUUCGUUUGUUUGCUGCUGGUUAUUUCUUCUGUCUAAUCAAGGUGCACGUCACCACAGCUGCUUCAUCACCCCAACUGAUUUUGUAUCAUUACGCACCCACGGCGCUCAGAUUUUUUUUGUCCGUUUUGGGAUCCGGAUUAGAUCCUGCUCAUGACCAUGUUUUGGAGGCGCCACAAAAUGUCUACCUUGGUAUCUGUCUUGCCUCUUUGAUUGAAGGAGGAGCUGGAUCACAAGAUCCCAACUUAAUUUAUCUAUAACGCGGGAGUCAAGGCUAAAAUUGAGAAGUUAUAUUUCAAGGCUCCAGAACCUUCGAGUUUAAUAUCUUACGAAGCCAAUUGUCCUGAAAUACAAGUCUCCUG
Verruconis gallopava is the source of this 3640-nucleotide messenger RNA. RefSeq lists its product as uncharacterized. Gene Ontology annotation, molecular function: molybdenum cofactor sulfurtransferase activity. Bases 1406 to 3199 code for a protein of 597 amino acids. The record is from RefSeq and is a predicted model, not a curated record. Gene Ontology annotation, biological process: molybdopterin cofactor metabolic process. The transcript has 2 exons. NCBI's taxonomy places the organism in Eukaryota, Fungi, Ascomycota, Dothideomycetes, Venturiales, Sympoventuriaceae.